Molecule: messenger RNA, 1541 nt
Organism: Paralichthys olivaceus (Japanese flounder)
Lineage: Eukaryota; Metazoa; Chordata; Actinopteri; Pleuronectiformes; Paralichthyidae
Product: putative nuclease HARBI1
Source: RefSeq, a predicted model, not a curated record
UUAUUUGGAUAUAACUGCAUUUGUUGGUAGUUUGUAUUCCUGACCACAGGGGGGCGAUUACGCACAGCUGUACGCACAGCCAAAACAUUACAGAAGAAGACUGUGCCUCCACGACACUCGCCACUUCUCUACUUUUCUCUCUCAUCCGGUCAUCGUGGUCGUAUUUUGUGUUUUGUGACACAUGGCCUUCGCUCUGCCGGUGUGGCUCGCCCUCCAGGAGGAGCUGCUCAGACACUCGGAAUCGGACAGCGACACCCGGAGCUGCUUCGACGACUUGGACGAUGACGCUUUGUUCCAGAUGUUCCACCUCACCAGACCCUGCCUCACCUUCAUCACAGACGCCGUCCGGAGCCGCAUGAAGACGCAACCUCAGUUGAAACCGGAGCUGCCCCUGGACGCCAUGGUCAUGCUGGCUCUCAACUAUUACGCGCACGGCAUCUCCUCCGCCGCCGUGCUGCAGAGAGUCGGCCUGAGCCAGAUGGACCAAGCCGCCGCCGCCAUCGCCGCCGUCUCCGGGAUCAUCGCGGGCAUGUCCGAGCAGUUCGUCUCGUUCCCGCUGACCCCAGACGCCAAAGCCAACGUCGCCGUGAAGAUCAAGGAGCUGUGCGGGAUCCCCAACGUGCUGGGGAUCCUGGCUCCGGCUCACUUCAAGAUCCGAGCGUCCCCGUACGAGAGGAGCUCCUUCAGGUCCUUCGUCAACACCCUGGGCUACACGUCCGUGGUGAGCCAGAUCAUCUGCGACUCCGAGGGCAACGUCCUCAGCGUGGAGAGGUGCUGCGUGGGCAGCACCGGCGAGCAGGAGAUGUGGGAGUCGUCGGACAAAGGGAGAGAGAUCGAGAAGGAGCUGCUCGGACAGUUCUGGGUGAUCGGUGGAAGAGGAUACCACUUGAGCAAAAAUGUCCUGCCUCCUCUGGCAGCACCAGCGACUGACAGCGAGAACCGCUUCAACGAGGCCCACGCAAAGAUCCUGAACGUCAUGCGGAAAACGCUCGGCUCCAUGAAGAGGCGCUUCAGGUGUCUGAUGCAACUCGGCUUCGCAAAAGAAGCCACUUUGAACAAAAAGUCCAACAUUAUCAAGACGUGCUGUGUCCUGCACAACAUCGCAAUGAAGUUCUCCGUCCCUCCCCCGCCCGCAGCGGGUAAAAUUGAGCCCCUACAUCAGGGCAGGCAGCUCGCAGCUACAGGAGAGGUCAACACAGAGGUCCUGCAAGCUCGACAGAAAGUCAUCGAGAGUAGCUUUUCUUUACCUUCCAGUAGCUCGGACCCGCCGGGUGACAACCCAACAGAGGAGAAAGAGUGAGGUGUGUUCUCGGAAGCAGGAGAGGAGCAUCGUUGACACAUGAAGGAGAAACACUGGAACUGAAACACAGCACACGUCGCUGGAGUUUCUCAGUCUGAGGCUCGUUGCUCACUGUUACGCUUCAGUUUUGAAACCAAUGUGUAACCAUGACAGCAUUCAGUUUUUUAAACGUUUGCAGACUUGAUGAAACACAUUCAGGUAUCUGUUAAUACAAAAUAUUUUAUUUCUUGUACAAAAGAUA